CAACAAAGGCUACCUUUAAAAUCCACACAGCAUGUUUGCAACGUCAUUCCUCUUCGUGAGCAACCGAGGGAGUAUUAGUGUUCUUUGGAGGACAGCUAAUUUUAACGCUAGUAAGCCUAAACCUGUUCGUUUUAGUUCAAUACGUAGCCUAGCAUCAUCAAGCCACCUGAAGAUGGGAGAACGUAGUAAAGAAGGUUCAUUUUCACACUUUGGAACAAAUGCCAUCCACGCUGGACAAGACGCCGAGCGUUGGACCUCCAAAGCGGUUGUUCCUCUCAUUUCACUCUCUGCCACUUUUAAACAAUCUGAACCAGCUGUAUGUCCUGGGGGUUAUGACUACAGCAGAGGGGGUAACCCCACCAGGGAUGUUCUUCAAGAAUGUGUUGCAUCAUUGGAUAAUGCUAAGUAUGCAUUUGCAUUUAGUUCUGGCCUGUCAGCAAUGCUGUCGAUUUGCCAUUUAAUAAAGGCAGGGGAUCACGUGGUCAGCAUGAAUGACCUGUACGGCGGCUCUAAUCGCUACUUCCAGAAGGUCCUACGUAACAUGGGUAUCGAGAUUGACUUUGUAGACUGCCGCGAGGUAACCAAUGUAGAGAAAGCAAUGAAACCAAAUACCAGAAUGGUUUGGCUCGAAACGCCGACAAAUCCGUUGCUUCGUCUCGUAGAUAUUCAAGCCGUAUGUGAAGAGGUGCAUAAAACCCCCGGGAUCAUCGUUUGUGUCGACAACACUUUCAGCUCGAGUUAUUUUCAGCGUCCUCUUAAUCUUGGUGCUGAUUUGGUCAUGUGCUCUGCUACCAAGUACAUGAAUGGCCACAGUGAUGUUGUCAUGGGUUUGGUUUCCACUAACAGCGAUGAAUUGAAAGAACGUUUGAAUUUCCUCCAGCUUGCUCUCGGCACCAUUCCAUCACCGUUCGAUUGUUACCUUGUGAACCGUGGUUUGAAGACUUUGCAUCUUCGUAUGCGGGAGCAUGCAAAGAAUGCGCUAGGUGUUGCAAAAUUUCUGGAAAAUAGUAGCCGCGUGUCGAAGGUCCUGUAUCCAGGCUUGCCUUCACAUCCACAACAUGAACUUGCAAAGAAACAGAUGACUGGCUUCAGCGGGAUGGUAACGUUUUUCAUCAAGGGUGGUAUUGAGCAAUCAAAACUGUUCCUUCAGUCAUCCAAGCUGUUCACCCUCGCUGAGAGCCUUGGUGGUUUUGAAAGCCUUUGUGAAUUACCGUGUGUGAUGACGCAUGCAUCCGUGCCAGCUGCCGAGCGUCUUGAGUUAGGCAUUACCGACACUCUCAUCCGUCUCUCUGUUGGUAUUGAGGAUCUGGACGACCUCAUUGCCGAUCUUGAUCAAGCUCUCAAAGUGGCUAUCCCAGACUUGGAUGCCCUCAAACAAUAAUCAUCGUGAAGCAUUGUGUAAUUGUGCACUUCCCUGAGCAUUAAUUUGUAGUACAGUGUACGACUGGUAUUUAUUUUAUAGUGCAGCGCACUUGCCAUUAAUAUUUAGUACAAUGCAUUUCAAUGCACUUGAAAGGAGGUAAAUAAAUGUUUCAAAUGAAUGAAUGAAUGAAUUAAACAUUGAUUGCCAAAAAAAAUUAAUGCAUCUGGUUUGUUGCAGCUGAAACUUUAGUAGUAAAACAUAUAGACACAAUCUGCAACUUGGAACCUCUAAAUCUCAGUAUUUCACUUGUAGGCACCCAUACCUAGUCUAGUUGCACCAGACCUAACACUUCUUGAAAUGUAUCCAUAUAUAGUCAGCAUUUUUUGGUGCAUUAGCAAACUAUUCUGAUAAUAUUUUUAGUUGAUUUGGAACAGAUAACUGGUGUUCCAACCAAUAUUAUUCAACACCAAUGGUGUACCUUACAGCUGAAACAGUCUAAAAUGCCAUGAAUUUUCCUCUACUGAGCAUUGCUCACUCUGUUUACAAUUUCCCUCCUCUUCCCCCACACUAUAUGUCACAUUAUAAUUUUCUUUCUACUACCAGUGGUAGUGCUAGGAUUUCCCCGACAGCAGGGCAACUUCCCCGACAGGCAGUGCAAGAUUUUUACUUUGGCAGUUAGCGCCAUCUGAGGGCUGUAGGCCUGAGAUGGGGAAGGGUUUGGGAGGGGUUCCCAAUGAGAAACUUCAUUAAAAUAAGCCUCUAGACGCUCAUACAGGUGUCAAGAAUCUCUUCGGCAUCAAAACUAUUAAUUUAUAUAGGCCUUUCAAAUUCAGGCCAACAUUUGAUAAACGUUUCAUUAUUUUUUUUUGAAUUCCCUGAUGAAUCUCUUCUUACUUCACUGACGUAGCCCCUCCCAGCCUCCUCCCCUACCCGUAGCGCCACCACUGCCCACUACUGUUGUCACAUUACUGCAUUUGUUGAUUGUGUCUAUUAUGUGCUGUAAUGAACUGGUCCUUGGGUAUUGUGUGUAUAUUGCAGCUGAUAUGAUGAUCGUUUUUGAUGGGUUUUUUUUUUAGGUAUAUUUUUUGAUUUAGAACAUCCAAGAUCUCAUGUCACUACAUGUCAGUACUUGCCAGUGUUCAGAUCACGUCUUGUUACGACAAUACAACUGUGGCGCCAGCAGGUAGGCCAAAUUGGCCUAAGCCAAUGGUGGUGCCAGCGAGAGUGUAUGGAGAAACAGUCUUGAACCCUCUUUGUCCACCUCCAUGAUGAGGUUGUUGGGCCUAAAAUAAUUUGCCUACACAAAUAACGUAAUUUAGAUUGAUAAUAUUAUGGUCUAAGAGCACAGUUUAGGCCAUGCUAAGCCAUAAAACCUGCCCCCAAGAACUAUACCAGGGAUUUUUAUUUCGGGACCUCUUGGUUGGGAGGUGGUGGCGGACAUGUCAGACCCCUUGUUGGUAAAUUUCUGGAGCAACAUCUGACCUGAAGUCAGCUCAUGUGGGAGUCAUGGAAAAUCUGUCUGGGUGAAAAUAUAACAAUUAUUUUCUAAGCCUGAAAGCUGGCCUGAGAAUUUUUUAGGCAUUUACAGGUGACAAAGCCUAAAAUAUUCAACCUCAGCACCUCCAAAGAUGGGACUGAGGUGAGUAGGAUCAGUCUGUCAGAAUAGGAUGGACCACCUGCUGGCAAAAUUUUGAAAUCACUGCUGUGACAGUUUCGCAUUGUAAAUAUUUCCCCAUUGUACUAUUUAUGUUAGUGAUCACUUAAAAAAAAAAAAAUACCUCAUCUGUAUCUCAUAAAUAUCCCCUUAUAUAUUUAUAAAAAUAUAUUUAUUGAUUUUGGCGAUGGGUAAGGGACUACUAUUUGGAUAAAGUUAUACUUAAAUAAAGUUGUUUGUUACCUAUGAAAUAUUUCCUUUUUUAUUUAAAUACUACUAUCCAUACAUUAUAAGCUACUGUAUAUGAAUAAUGAAUUUUGAUUGACUAUAUUAUGAUAUAUCAGUAUUUUUUCCAUUGUAUAACCCAUGUUGGUUUAAAAAGAACCCAUUAUUUUCUGAAACAGUUGCAAAUAAAAUUAUAGUUUGAUAGUCACUAAAACUGUUUGUCUUUGUUUUCACUAUGAAGUAUUUUGAUGUUUUUUGGCAAUGAAUACUGUAUAGGCAAGAAAAAAAAAUAG
This is a messenger RNA of Anneissia japonica, 3535 nucleotides long. Its product is annotated as putative cystathionine gamma-lyase 2. NCBI's taxonomy places the organism in Eukaryota, Metazoa, Echinodermata, Crinoidea, Comatulida, Comatulidae. Gene Ontology annotation, cellular component: cytoplasm. Bases 32 to 1381 code for a protein of 449 amino acids. Gene Ontology annotation, biological process: transsulfuration. Gene Ontology annotation, molecular function: cystathionine gamma-lyase activity; pyridoxal phosphate binding. The record is from RefSeq and is a predicted model, not a curated record. The transcript has 9 exons.